This is a messenger RNA of Fundulus heteroclitus (mummichog), 1394 nucleotides long. RefSeq names its product PAXX non-homologous end joining factor (gene paxx). The coding region runs from base 524 to 1126 and encodes 200 amino acids. Gene Ontology annotation, molecular function: molecular adaptor activity. Gene Ontology annotation, cellular component: nucleus; nonhomologous end joining complex; site of double-strand break. The transcript has 7 exons. The record is from RefSeq and is a predicted model, not a curated record. NCBI's taxonomy places the organism in Eukaryota, Metazoa, Chordata, Actinopteri, Cyprinodontiformes, Fundulidae. Gene Ontology annotation, biological process: double-strand break repair via nonhomologous end joining.
UCAGAAUUCGGGGAAAAGGAGGACGCAUUCGAAGGCUGCAUUUUAAGCAUCCUCAGAAUUUUUGCCAAAUGGGACAGCCUCCGCGCAUCGUUGUGAGGUCACCGGCCUUAAAAUGCGCCCUUCGAAGGACGUUAUUGACGCUCAAUUCGGCGGCACCGUUUAUGGUGCCGCCGAAUUGAGACACAGCUUAUGGUGACACGGGCUGCGAGUCUAGAGUCGCCCACACAUCCUCCUGUACGGUUGGUGGCGGUAAACAGCCAAAAGCUCUUUAUAGUUUGCGCAUGCGCGAGGAAAGUCAUCAAACUUAUCCGGUUUAAACCUGCGCAGGACAACAAACGAUCUUAUAAAAGCUGUUUGGAUUUUAGGUUGAGCUGUGGCGCUGUUCGACCACAGAGCAGCGGUGUCAAAGCUGCCGUCAGACAGGCCGUCCAAGGAUCCCAUCCCACUUCCGGAUGAUUACUUCCGGAGAGACCUGCAGCCGGAGGUCUCUCCUCUGGAGGAUCCGCUGAGCUCAGGAGGAGUCAUGGAGAGGGAUGACAGUUGGUUCUGCACGGUGGUGGAUAUGAAGAGCCAGGAAAAAUAUGUCUGCUGCAUCCGCAGGAAGGGAGGAGGGGUCAUAAUUCGUGUGACAGAUGCAGCAGCUGUCUGGAGCUCAGACUGCCCUGAGGUCACGCUGAAGCAGCUGGGACACAGGCUGGCGCUCAAGUCCGCAGAGGAUUACAUCCUGAAGUUAAGGGCCUCCUGCCUCAGUGGGGAUCUAAGUGUUGUGGUGCUGAACACCAGCGCAGAUCUUCAUGUGGGCUCCGGGCCAUCUGAGCUGAAUGUGACCCUCUCCAGGAUGGAGGCCCCUCAGGCCACGGAGGAGCUGAAGGAGCUGCUCUUCACCAUGGCCGACAGACUCGCACAGUUUGGCAGUGGGAGCCCUGCUGUGAGUCCACUGAAGAAGCUCCAGCGAUGCCCAGCAGCUCAUCCUUCCUCUGCAGAUUUUAAACCCCGCCAGCAGCAGAAUGGCGCUUCAACUGGGACGGUGAAAAGGAGGCUUCCUGGAGCUUCACUGAUCAACCCAGGCACUAAAAAGAAGUUGCAAGCCACUGGUGUGGCCUUUGAUGAUGGAGAUGAAGACUGAUGGUUUUGUUUUGAUGUUUUUUUUUUUUUUGUUUUUUUUUAUCAAUUGCCUAGAUGUUGGAGCUUUUAGUGAAUGUUCCUUUUUGCCAUAUAACUCAAGUAUUGAAAUUUUAUGAAAUGUGUUUUUAAUACUGAUUAUGACCUCCUCUAAUUUGAAUACUUUUGAAUUGUUUUAAAAUUUGUGGGGAAUGCUUGAAUUGAAGUAAUGUAAAAUGGAUGAAGCUAAAAAACGAAAUAAAAUGAAAUAAAAAUUACUUGUACAGAAUGUG